AAUCCUCAGGGCUGGUUUCCUACUGAGGUGUGACUGGCCCAGGCAGGGGGUGGGUAUUGGGGCAGUAAGUGACUAACCCCCUUGUGUUACCCCUGUGCCCCCCACAGAUGCCCCAACGGAACCUCCUCAUCCUCUAUGGGAGUCAGACGGGGACAGCGGAGGAUUUGGCUGGGAGACUCGGCAGGGAAGCCAAGCGCCACCACUUCCAAUGUAGGAUGGAAUCGCUCGAUGAGUACAGGGUGGCUGAUCUUAUUCACGAGCCCCUCGUGGUAUUUGUCUGCGCCACUACAGGGCAGGGGGACCCCCCCGAUAACAUGAAGAACUUCUGGAGGUUUAUAUUCCGGAGGAAUCUCCCCCACAAUGCCCUUUGCCGGAUGGAUUAUGCCGUUUUAGGCCUCGGUGAUUCUUCCUACCCAAAGUUUAACUUCAUAGCAAAGAAACUGCACAAGCGCCUGCAGCAGCUCGGAGCCUGCCCCCUCCUGCCCCCGGCGCUGGGGGACGAUCAGCAUGACUUGGGCCCUGACGCAGCAGUGGAUCCCUGGCUGAAAGAUCUCUGGGGCAAGAUCCUGUCUAUAUACCCUUUACCCCCAGGUCUCAACAUCAUCAGCGAGGAUAUCUUGUUACCACCAAAGUACUUACUCCGCCUCCUGGAAGAGACGAUUGGGCAGGAUGACCUCUCAGGGGAGGAGUUGGAAAGGGAUUCAAACAAUACCACGCCUGCCUCCGAGUCGCACCCGUUCCCUGCUCCGGUCGUGUCCAAUCAGCGCGUGACGGCACUGGAUCAUUUCCAGGAUGUGCGUCUCAUUGAGUUCGAUAUCUCAGGCUCCGCCCUCCAGUUCUCCCCGGGGGACGUGGCGAUGGUUCAGCCCAGGAACUCCCCUCCCCACGUGCAGCAGCUGUGCAGCCUCCUGCGCCUCGACCCGCGCACCAGGUUUGUGGUGGAAGCCAGUGACCCCGAGGCGGCAGUCCCGGCGCAGCUGGCGGAGCUCCAGUGUAUUGGGCAGCUGGCAGAGCGGUACCUGGAUCUCUGCGCCGUGCCGCGCCGCUCUUUCUUCCAACUGCUCAGCCAUUUUGCCCCCGACGAGCUGGAACGGGAGAAGCUGAGGGAGUUCGGUUCCGCCGGGGGGCAGGAAGAGCUCUUCUCCUACUGUAACCGCCCCCGGCGCACUCUCCUGGAGGUUCUGGUUGACUUUCCCCAUACGACCCGCUGCAUUCCUGCCACUUACCUACUGGAACUUAUCCCCCGAAUGCGCCCCCGCGCCUUCUCCAUCGCCUCCUCCAUGCAGGCUCUCCCCAACGCUCUGCAGAUCCUCGUGGCCGUCGUUCAGUACCGGAGCAAACUGAUUGAGCCCCGCCGGGGUCUGUGUUCUACAUGGCUGGCCUCCCUCCCCCCCCGGGGUAGAGAGCGGGUUCCCAUUUGGGUGAAGAGAGGGAGCAUGACAUUCCCGUUGGAGCCGGGCACGCCGCUGGUGAUGGUGGGGCCGGGCACUGGGGUGGCGCCGUUCCGCGCUGCUGUCCAGGAGAGAGCGGCCAAUGGGAAACGCGGGAGCUGCUUGUUUUUCGGCUGUCGAGGAAAAUCCAAGGAUUUCUAUUUUGAGAAGGAAUGGGAGGAUCUGGUGACUGGCGGAUUCCUGACCCUAUUCACCGCCUUCUCCCGGGAUCAGGAGGAUAAAGUGUAUGUGCAGCGUCGCAUACGGGAGAACAGCGCCCUCCUGUGGGACCUGCUCGCCAAUAGACAGGGCUACUUCUACAUCGCUGGCAAUGCCAAAUCGAUGCCCAAUGAGGUGACGGAUGCGCUGAAGUGGGUGUUGCAGUCGGAAGGGGGUCUGUCUGCCCCCGACGCUGAGCAGUAUGUCGUCGCCAUGGAGAAAUCCCGCCGCUUCCAGUCGGAGACAUGGUCCUAAAUCUGCUCGUGUUCCUGUGGGGGGCCCUGUGCUGCGGCGCCAAGGUGGCCCCCCCUGGGCAGGGUUGUUGGGUAAUAGAGCAGGUCUUAUGACCACAGAGCAGCCAAUCAGAUCCCUGCUGAACCGUUGCUACCCAGGGGCAUUAUUUAUACCGAGGGGCUGAUUGGGGGGCAACCAGGACCCCCAUCAUUGUAUAGUAAUGUUAUUAAAGUGAUUAUUUUAUGGA
Molecule: messenger RNA, 2130 nt
Organism: Xenopus tropicalis (tropical clawed frog)
Lineage: Eukaryota; Metazoa; Chordata; Amphibia; Anura; Pipidae
Gene: ndor1
Product: NADPH dependent diflavin oxidoreductase 1
Biological process (GO): iron-sulfur cluster assembly
Cellular component (GO): cytosolic [4Fe-4S] assembly targeting complex; cytoplasm; perinuclear region of cytoplasm
Molecular function (GO): NADP binding; oxidoreductase activity, acting on NAD(P)H; FMN binding
Source: RefSeq, marked provisional